AUGACGUUUGAUGACUUUGACAAGUUUAAGGAUUCACCGGUUGUUCUUGUGACAUCUGAUCACCAAAGAAGUGGAAAGGAACACGACGCUGCGUUGAUCUGGACAGAAGAUGUGACAAAGGACUCGUUCAAGGCCUGUUUGCGAGAACUACAAAACUUUGAUGGCAAGCAUCAAGACAUUUAUGUGACCUGGUUUGCGUUUGCUAAGUUACAUAAACCACUUUUCACUGAGCAUGGUUCUGUAAACUUUCCAAAUACGGAUCCACCCACAGAUGAAGACAACAAUGCUUACUGCGAGUUUGUACACUUUACACGAAGUUACAAUGCGAUACCAUCCGUCCAAAUAUCAGCUAAUCACAGCACAACAGCGAGUGGAAACAUGGCACCAGUUCAUAACGGUAUUUCUGCGUGGAUUGAGAACAUGAAUGAGUCUGGAUUCAGAGUCUGCGUCAAGGAACUGUACGAGACCAGAUAUGAUCCUGUGUCAGUGAAUUAUGCGGUCCUAACAGACGUCUGCAAUCCCGGAUGGAGCUACUUCAAUGGUUUCUGUUACUUCACAAGUGAUACCUGUAGAGAUUGGACCACAGCAGUAGCAAAAUGUAGACAAGAAAGCUCAGUCCUUGUUGAUGUCAACAACAAUGAGGAAAAUGUUUACAUUCAACAUCGCCAUAAUGGAGAUAAAUCCUGGCUGGGUUUCAAUGACAGAUCAACAGAGGGUGAAUUUACUUGGGCGGAUCGUGGUCACGGAAACUUUACAGCCUGGGCCAAGAAUCAGCCAAAUAACUUCAAAGAAGAAGAUUGUGUGCACGCACUUGGUGUGAAACACAGCUAUGAAUGGAACGACGUGCAGUGCAGUGAUUGCCAUCAGUUUACUUGUAAGAGAGAUGGAAUGGGAGGCACGGAUACUAGCGAUACUCCUAAUCAGCUCAGGGUACGGAAUACGCUCCGUCAGUAA
Stylophora pistillata is the source of this 954-nucleotide messenger RNA. RefSeq lists its product as uncharacterized. Lineage: Eukaryota; Metazoa; Cnidaria; Anthozoa; Scleractinia; Pocilloporidae. Gene Ontology annotation, molecular function: protein binding; calcium ion binding. The record is from RefSeq and is a predicted model, not a curated record.